This is a messenger RNA of Penicillium antarcticum, 1188 nucleotides long. RefSeq lists its product as uncharacterized. Bases 1 to 1188 code for a protein of 395 amino acids. Lineage: Eukaryota; Fungi; Ascomycota; Eurotiomycetes; Eurotiales; Aspergillaceae. The record is from RefSeq and is a predicted model, not a curated record. The transcript has 2 exons.
AUGGGCUCCUCUACUACUCAACUCACCUCCAAGGUAGCCUCUGGCUCACCUUACCAGCUCGACAAGUCCCAGGCCCUCAAAGCUUCGUCGGCGCUGUUGAAGCACAUCAAGUCCUCCAAGGAGGAGAAGGAGAAAUCUGCGACCAAGAAGACUUUGAUUGGUGACGACUCCGAUGACGAGGACACCGCCAUCAACCAUGAGGCUGUCUGGCUCGUCCUUACCACCAAGCAGCACGUGGUGGACAAGAACCGCCUGAAGCCCGGCAAAAUCGCUCUCCCUCACUCUCUCAACACAUCUCCCUCUCUCAGCAUCUGUGUGAUCACUGCCGACCCCCAGCGCAGUGUCAAGGAUAUCAUCGCCGACUCCUCUUUCCCCCAGGAACUUUCCGGCCGUAUCGAAAAGGUUAUUGGCUUCUCAAAACUCAAGGCCCGUUACCAGAGCUUCGAGAGCCGUCGCCAAUUGUUCGCCGAGCACGAUGUCUUCCUGGCCGAUGAUCGUAUUGCCAUGCGCCUUGUCCAGACCCUUGGCAAGAUUUUCUACAAGUCCAGCAAGCGUCCUAUUCCCAUCCGUAUCGCUGAGAUUGAGAAGGUCGAUGGCAAGCGUGUCAAGAAGGACCCCAAGAAGAACAACAACUCCAAGGAGGAGGAGAAGAAGGCCUCUUUCGCCGCCCCUCUGAUUGUCGCCAAGGAGAUGGAGCGCGCCUUGAACUGCGCCCCCGUCCAGCUUGCCGCUUCCACCACCGCUUCCGUCCGCGUCGGUUCAUCCAAGUUCACCCCCGAGCAGCUGUCCGACAACAUCGCAGCUGUCGUCAAAGGUCUGACUGAGAAGUUUGUCGUUAAGGGCUGGAGGAACAUCAAGGCUCUGCACAUCAAGGGUGCCAAUACGAUGGCCCUGCCCAUCUGGCUCGCCAGUGAAUUGUGGGUUGAGGACUCCAACGUGUUGGAGGCUGCCCCCGAGACCGAAGCUAUCCAGGACUCCAAGAAGCGCAAGUCUACUGGCGACGCAAAGGCAAUCGAGGAGAAGAAGACCAAGAAGACCAAGUCCACAGAUGACGAGGAGGCCGCAUCAGUGGCUGCCCGGAAGGAGAAGCUCCAGAAGCUCAAGGCUCAGGCCCUCGAGGAUGGCGACACAAGCAAGGUCGCCGCCCCGAAGACCGCGGGCAAGAAGAAGAGAAAGUCUACUUCAUAA